Molecule: messenger RNA, 186 nt
Organism: Heterobasidion irregulare TC 32-1
Lineage: Eukaryota; Fungi; Basidiomycota; Agaricomycetes; Russulales; Bondarzewiaceae
Exons: 1
Coding region: 1-186 (61 amino acids)
Source: RefSeq, a predicted model, not a curated record
AUGGGCUUCGCCAACCCGACCGGAGCGUCCGCACCCAGCGCUAGCGCCGGCGCUUCCGGAUCUAGCAGCAGCGGCUCUGCAGCCAAGCCCUCGUCGACCGCCAAUACCACGAGCGGCGCGAGCUCGAUCGCGGUAGACUUAUUCCUGGCGCUGCUGGCGUCCCUCGCUGGCUUCGCGCUCGCUUGA